CUGAGCGUCCCGGCUGCGACUUUCUCUUCUCUCAGCCUCUUUUGAAGAGGCGAUGAGGAGAAGGCAGCCUUCACCCCGCUGAUACCAGGACGUCUGGGAUUUGUUCUCUGGUGGGAUCAUAUUUGUCUGCAUCCAGGGACAAACAAACAAUCCGCAGCGGACUUGGCAGAUCCAUCAAUCGGAUGAGAGCAGAGCCAGGCCCAACUUAACAAUGGGCCCCAUCCCCCUGUGUCUCCUGCUCCCGGUGACGGUGCUGGCUGUGGUGGCGGCUGUGGCGGCCGACCCGUACGUGGUCAAUGACGAGUACACCUGGCCCCAGUGGAAGGUGCCUCUGGUGAGGAAGAGACGCACCGUGAGUCUCAGCAGCCCCAGCUUCUCGGCUCAGUCUCAAUCCGAGCUGAGCGGGACCUGUGGGAUCGAGUGCCAGCGUCGCCUUCCCUCGCCCAGUCUGGACGACUUGGAGCAGCUCCUGUCCUACGAGACGGUCUACGAGAACGGCACCCGCACGCUUACCUCAGUGUCAGUGCAGGGCCUCAACGAGGUGACGGCCUGGUCCAGGAACGCCUCGUCGAGCACCCGCCACAAACGGGAGGUUUACGGCACAGAUACUCGCUUCACCAUCGCGGACAAGCAGUUCUCCACCAAAUAUCCCUUCUCUACAUCUGUGAAGAUCUCUACGGGAUGUUCUGGAGUUCUGGUGUCACCGAAACACGUGCUGACCGCUGCCCACUGCAUCCACGAUGGGAAGGAUUAUCUAGAUGGAGUGCAGAAGCUUCGCGUUGGUAUCUUGAAGGAGAAGUCCAGGCGAGGGAAGGGAGGAAAGGGAAGAGGAGGACGAGGGAGGGGACGAAGAAGAAAGGGAGACAAAGGUAAAGAAGAAGCAGAGGAGAAGGAGGAGAAUGGUGGGAAAGGGGAUCGGAAAGGAAAAGGGAAAAGCAGGAAAAGCCGGAGUCGGCGGAGCACAGAAUCAGAGAAACCCUCAUUCAGGUGGACCAGAGUGAAACAGACGCAGGUUCCUAAAGGUUGGUUCAAAGGUGUGUCUGACGGACUGGCUGCGGAUUAUGACUACGCUGUUCUGGAGCUGAAGAAGGCCCCGAAAGUCAAGCACAUGGACCUUGGUGUUAUCCCCUCGGUGAAAAAGCUCCCUGCCGGUCGGAUCCACUUCUCCGGCUUCGAUGACGACCGUCCGGGAAACUUGGUCUACCGGUUCUGCUCCGUGUCCGAGGAAUCCAAGGAUCUCAUGUACCAAUACUGCGACGCCAAACCCGGCUCCAGCGGCUCCGGCGUGUACAUCCGCCUCAAAGAGCCCGGCAAGAAGAAGUGGAAGAGGAAGAUCAUCGGGGUGUUCACUGGUCACCAGUGGGUGGACGUUAACGGCGACGGGAUGCAGCAGGAUUACAACGUGGCGGUGAGGAUAACGCCCCUCAAAUACGCUCAGAUCUGCUACUGGGUCCAUGGGGACUCCAGUGAGUGCCAGGUAGCCUAAGACAACACAGGACCCCCAACUCCCCCACCCCCCACCCCCCACCUCAUCGUUUACCCAGCACCCCCUGACUCAGCGUCCAUGCUGUAAGACUCCCAAGACAACCAGGGGCCCGACGACUGCCUCUUCUCGCCCUGCCUUCCCAUCAACCUCCUGUGCCUCACCCGACACUGACCAACACACACACACACACACACACACACACACACACACACACUCAACACACAGCCACCCAGACUCAGCGUUGACAACAACAGGAACUCAUCAGCGCAUCAAGAGAACUGUGGCUCUUCAGCUUUUCUAAUUUAUUUGCAAAAAAAUGACACAGAAAAAAAAAUAUUGUAUGUAUGUGCAGCUCUGCGGAUCCUUUUGACUUGUUUUUCUUUAAAAAAAAAUAUUUGGGGGACAUCUUUAGGUCCAAUGUUGGAAGGGCUAAAAGUGAUACAUUCAUAUUCCUACUAGUCUAGAAAGUUGAUUUCCACCACUGUAGAAAAGAAAAAGUGUAUUUGCUUUGACAAAAGUCCCAGGAAAAUUAUUAUUAUUUUGCAAAGGAUCUAAAUGAAGAUACUGAGAUUACUCUUUUUUUAUAAACAUUUUAAUUGCUGGUCUUUUGCUUUGUGUAUAUCUAGAACGUUUUUUACAACUACAUUUUUUUUUUAAAGACUUUUUUUUUUCUCUGUCUAAAUAGAAAAAGGCUCCUCCUGGAUCCUGGAUAGAAGCUUGCUUUUUCUGAUUUGUGUGUUUUUCGUCUUUUUUCUUCUUGCAAAGCAGUGAAAUGUGGUUUCAUUGUUGUGCACAUAAUGAUAUCGGUGCUUGUCCAGAAGACGUGGUGCUAAUUUAUAGAAUAUAAACUUUUUUUUGGGGUGGGAGAAUGGGGUGGGAGGGGAGACUCUUCAGAAUAUAUUUUGAUAGCCUAGUACUGUAACUUUGUAUUUAAUGUGAGGCUACAUAGCGGGGUUGUGUUAAUACGGGACUGAACCAUUCAACAAUUUACUUGAGCUGUUCAUAUUUCUCGAAUUCUGGAUUGUGAAUUCUAAAAGAUGACAUUUGGAUCGUGAUAUUUUUGAUUUUCACGUUGCUUGUUUUCCAAACAAAUAAAUAAAAAUGAAAAUCACAAGUGGCUUUUCGAAUACCAAA
This is a messenger RNA of Salarias fasciatus (jewelled blenny), 2620 nucleotides long. It is a transcript of the gene prss35, whose product is annotated as serine protease 35. Bases 212 to 1486 code for a protein of 424 amino acids. Gene Ontology annotation, biological process: proteolysis. NCBI's taxonomy places the organism in Eukaryota, Metazoa, Chordata, Actinopteri, Blenniiformes, Blenniidae. The transcript has 2 exons. Gene Ontology annotation, molecular function: serine-type endopeptidase activity. The record is from RefSeq and is a predicted model, not a curated record.